Acanthisitta chloris (rifleman) is the source of this 762-nucleotide messenger RNA. Its product is annotated as cytochrome b561. The record is from RefSeq and is a predicted model, not a curated record. Lineage: Eukaryota; Metazoa; Chordata; Aves; Passeriformes; Acanthisittidae. Gene Ontology annotation, cellular component: lysosomal membrane. Bases 1 to 762 code for a protein of 253 amino acids. The transcript has 5 exons. Gene Ontology annotation, molecular function: oxidoreductase activity.
AUGGAUGGGGUCUCACCUCCAGCCACCCCAGUUGGGCUCUCGGCGUACGUGGUGGUGUCACAGCUGCUGGGCCUGACCUUGUUGGCCACCACUGGCGCUUGGCUCGGGCGCUACCGCGGCGGAGUGGCCUGGCACAGCCCCCUCCAGUUCAACGCUCACCCCCUCUGCAUGGUGCUGGGCAUGGUUUUCCUCCAAGGUGACGCUCUGCUGGUGUACAGGGUGUUCAGGCACGAGGCCAAGCGUUCCACCAAGGCUCUGCACGCUCUGCUCCACGCGCUGGCACUGCUCGUCGCCCUCGUGGGGAUCAUCGCUGUCUUCGAGUCCCACCGUGCCAAGGGCAUCCCCAACAUGUACAGCCUGCACUCCUGGUGUGGCAUGGCUGCCUUCGUGCUCUACCUCCUGCAGUGGCUCCUGGGCUGUGGUUUCUUCCUGCUCCCUGGUGCCUCCUUCUCGCUGCGCAGCCGGUACAAACCCCAGCACGUUUUCUUUGGCAUGGUCCUCUUCAUCCUGUCCAUCACCUCCUGCUUGCUGGGCAUCACCGAGAUGCUCCUCUUCAACAUCAGCAAUUCCUACAGCCACUUUGUGCCUGAGGGGGUCCUGGCCAACACCCUGGGGGUGCUGCUGGUGGCCUUUGGGCUGGUGGUGGGCUACGUGGUGACACGGGAGGAGUGGAAGCGACCACCCCUGGCCGAGGAGCUGGCCCUGUCCAUGGAUUUCAAGACCCUGACGGAGGGUGAGAGUCCCAGUGGAGGCAGCCAGUGA